This is a messenger RNA of Sitodiplosis mosellana (orange wheat blossom midge), 762 nucleotides long. RefSeq lists its product as uncharacterized. The transcript has 4 exons. Bases 1 to 762 code for a protein of 253 amino acids. The record is from RefSeq and is a predicted model, not a curated record. Lineage: Eukaryota; Metazoa; Arthropoda; Insecta; Diptera; Cecidomyiidae.
AUGGUGCCACUGGAAUAUAAUCAAAAACUGUUGGAGCUAUUUGGCUUCUGUCCAAACGCUGACGGUGGUUCGCUUAUUUUAACAUUUGUAAAACGUAUUACGAUGCUUUGGAUAACUGUUGGAAUGGAUCUUAUACCAACUUGUCAUUUCCUCUACGCGCAUUUUGAUAACCCAGAACUUCUAAUAGCCGCCAUAUCUCCGAUUACUGGAUUCAUUGUCGUUAUAAUUUCGUAUCUCACAUUCGUCGUGGAAGGGAAACGCGCCAUUCACACAUUUACCUACCUCAGAGCAUUGGUGAAUGAACUUCUAUCCAUUGUUUUUAGUGCACAGCAAAUUAUUGUGGACUGGAUGAACGAUGAUAUUGACCCAACACGCUGGACCAUUACUUAUAAGAUCAGCACUCUAUACAAUCAACACACGGCCUUGGGAUUCUUUCUCGUGAAUUUGCAGAAGUGUAUAACGGUUUCAGCUUAUUUUAUCAUUCUAACGCUGGUGCCGGCGUACUUCAUGAGCAUUUGCUUUUAUAUCGAAGCGAUUUGUGAUGAUUUCGAAAUGGUUAUCCUUGAACUAGACAACACGGAAAGUGUUGGACACGAUGCAAUGAGGUCAACAUUCAUCACAGUCAUUAAUCUUCAAAUUUAUGCAGCGAACCUAUUCAAGCAAAUGGCCAAAGUCGUUACGGGAACCGUAUUUGUUCAAGUCGUUGGUGAUACCAUUUUCACAUCGACCACAUUGUUCCAGCUUCAAAUGGUAACGCUUUAA